AUGUCCAUCACCAAACCGGAACACUCCGAUGCCAACCCUCAGUUCCAGACUGGCAGCCGGCCGGUGGCUGAGCCCGAGACCCCUGCUGUUCACAAUAACAGUGGAGGCUGGCUCAGCUGGGUCUUUGGGAGUGGAAGAGCUAAUAAGAAGGAGGUUCAUCUACCCGAGGACAAAGACAGAUCUAAGAAGUGUGUACCACCACCUCCACCGAUGGGGACACAUGGAAAUCAGGGGAACACUGGCAGUGUCCCCAAAGGAGUGAAUCCCUACUCUAUGAAAGCAGGAAAGAAGCCAUACCCCUACUCCCAGUGUGGGAAGAGAUUCAGUGGUUUAUCAGGCCUGCAUGUACACAAGCGUAUACAUACAGGAGACAGCCCUUACCCCUGCUCUGACUGUGGAAAGAGUUUCAAAACAUCAACUGAUAUGGCGAAGCAUCAGAGAGUACAUACUGGAGAGAAACCAUAUUACUGUUCUGACUGUGGGCAUAGAUUUUCUCGAUUAGCACAUUUAACAAGACACCAGCAGAUACAUACUGGGGAGAAACAUUAUCACUGCACUGAAUGUGGGAAAAAUUUCAGAGCAAUGAGUACUCUUAAAUCACAUCAGAUGUUACAUACAGGAGAGAAGAGGUAUGGCUGCUCUGACUGUGGGAAAAGGUGUGUUACCUCAGGAAGCCUAAUCAGUAACAAGCGCAUACACACUGCAGAAAAACCUUACUGUUCUUACUGUGACAAGAAAUUUGCACACCGCAAUUCCUUAGCAGCACACAAGCGGUUGCACACAGGAGAAAAUCCUUAUCACUGUCCUGACUGUGGGAAAUCAUUCUCUCAGCUCAGUAACCUAAAAAGACACCAGCAUAGGAUACACACUGGAGAGAAGCCAUAUCACUGCUCUGACUGGGGAAAGUGUUUUGCAACAUUAAGUGUAUUAGUAGUACAUAAGCGAGUUCAUACUGGAGAGAAACCAUACCACUGCACUGAGUUGUACCCGCCCUUUGAUGGAGGCAAUUAA
Molecule: messenger RNA, 1011 nt
Organism: Oncorhynchus kisutch (coho salmon)
Lineage: Eukaryota; Metazoa; Chordata; Actinopteri; Salmoniformes; Salmonidae
Product: zinc finger protein 345-like
Exons: 6
Coding region: 1-1011 (336 amino acids)
Biological process (GO): regulation of cytokine production; negative regulation of transcription by RNA polymerase II; regulation of immune system process
Cellular component (GO): nucleoplasm
Molecular function (GO): DNA-binding transcription repressor activity, RNA polymerase II-specific; RNA polymerase II cis-regulatory region sequence-specific DNA binding
Source: RefSeq, a predicted model, not a curated record